AUGACAGUCUAUCUGGAAGGACGUGCAUCAAAUUCUUCUGAAUAUGAAUACGUGGGUCGACUUGUCACUCGUGAAAGACCAAUUUUACGUUUACAUGGUCAUCAACAACAGCGAGAGCAAAAAUUUCUAAAUGAAACACCUGUUUCUAAAUUAUUAUUAGAAAACAAUUUAUUAAGUAAAAGUUAUCAUGGUAAUGAGAUACAUCCAACACGUGCGAUAAACGGUGUUCAGCAUUUUCAACGUACUUUGAAAGAACCAAAAUUAACUGCAUAUUCAAAAUAUCAAUAUCAAAAUAUGAUGGAAGAUGAUGAAGAUGUUGAUAGCUAUGAUGAUGAAGACGAAGCCAGUGAGGAUCCACUAAGUAAACCAAUUGGAGUAAUACGUAUUAAUGAUGCACAUUAUCGUGAAAUUUAUCGUCUUCCAACACCUCCUCCGAAGUUUAAACGUAUUUUUCAUCGAUUAAAAUCUCCUGAACCAAAAUUAAUCGAACGGGUAUUUGUUCAACGUCCACCACGAGAAAUUAUUGAAAAUGUAAUCGAAGUGCCACCGCAACGUGUUCGUGUUGUUAACAAAGAAAAAUUUCUUGAUCGAUCAUCACCGAUUACUCGAUCAAAACUUGUUCGAUUACAUUCAAAACAACAUAAUCGUCGACAACGGGAUAACAACGAAGAAUUAAUGGCUUCCUUACAAACGACAAAUGUUAUUCCUCAAACACCAAUGGUGACCACAACUUUUCCAGCAAAUCAAACUCGUUCUCAAACACUUAUUCAGCUACCAACAACUCCAGCCAAUUUUACACAAGUACAACAACCACAAAUGUUUGUUGGACAACAGCAAAUAAUGCCUGCUCAUCCACAACCGACGUCUACUUUUAUUCACACAACAAUUCCACCUCAUAUUAUGUUUAAUUCUCAACAAUCACAACCACAUAUUCCGUUUCAACAGCCAGUACAAACUUCUACUAUGCAUCAACAACAACCUCAAGUAAUUACUCAUUUUCAGCAACCGCACCAACAUUCACCAAUGAUAAACGUAAAUACACUUCCUCAGCAACAUUUUCAUGUUCCUCAUCAACAACAAAUGAUGCAAUUUCCUCAACAACCACAAAUGCAGUUUCCUCAACAACAAAUAAUGCAAUUUCCUCAACAACCACAAAUGCAAUUUCCUCAACAACAACUAAUGCAAUUUCCUCAACAACCACAAAUGACAUUUUCAAACAUACAAAGGCCAAAUAAUAUAAUCAUCUAA
This is a messenger RNA of Didymodactylos carnosus, 1248 nucleotides long. Lineage: Eukaryota; Metazoa; Rotifera; Eurotatoria; Philodinida; Philodinidae. The record is from the annotation of a GenBank genome assembly.